Messenger RNA from Pongo pygmaeus (Bornean orangutan), 3971 nucleotides. It is a transcript of the gene CFH, whose product is annotated as complement factor H. Gene Ontology annotation, biological process: complement activation. The record is from RefSeq and is a predicted model, not a curated record. Bases 85 to 3780 code for a protein of 1231 amino acids. Gene Ontology annotation, molecular function: complement component C3b binding. NCBI's taxonomy places the organism in Eukaryota, Metazoa, Chordata, Mammalia, Primates, Hominidae. The transcript has 22 exons.
GCACUAAUCACAAUUCUUGGAAGAGGAGAACUGGACGUUGUGAACAGAGUUAGCUGAUAAAUGUCCUCAUAAAAGAUCCAAAAAAUGAGACUUCUAGCAAAGAUUAUUUGCCUUAUGUUAUGGGCUAUUUGUGUAGCAGAAGAUUGCAAUGAACUUCCUCCAAGAAGAAAUACAGAAAUUCUGACAGGUUCCUGGUCUGACCAAACAUAUCCAGAAGGCACUCAGGCUAUCUAUAAAUGCCGCCCUGGAUAUAGAUCCCUUGGAAAUAUAAUAAUGGUAUGCAGGAAGGGAGAAUGGGUUGCUCUUAAUCCAUUAAGGAAAUGUCAGAAAAGGCCCUGUGGACAUCCUGGAGAUACUCCCUUUGGUUCUUUUAGCCUCACAGGAGGAAAUGUGUUUGAAUAUGGUGUAAAAGCUGUGUAUACAUGUAAUGAGGGGUAUCAAUUGCUAGGUGAGAUUAAUUACCGUGAAUGUGACACAGAUGGAUGGACCAAUGAUAUUCCUAUAUGUGAAGUUGUGAAGUGUUUACCAGUGACAGCACCAGAGAACGGAAAAAUUGUCAGUGGUGCAAUGGAACCAGAUCGGGAAUACCGUUUUGGACAAGUAGUACAAUUUGUAUGUAACUCAGGCUACAAGAUUGAAGGAGAUAAAGAAAUGCAUUGUUCAGAUGAUGGUUUUUGGAGUAAAGAGAAACCAAAGUGUGUGGAAAUUUCAUGCAAAUCCCCAGAUAUUAUAAAUGGAUCUCCUAUAUCUCAGAAGAUUAUUUAUAAAGAGAAUGAACGAUUUCAAUAUACAUGUAACAUGGGUUAUGAAUACAGUGAAAGAGGAGAUGCUGUAUGCACUGAAUCUGGAUGGCAUCCAUUGCCUUCAUGUGAAGAAAAAACAUGUAAUAAUCCUUAUAUUCCAAAUGGUGACUACUCACCUUUAAGGAUUAAACACAGAACUGGAGAUGAAAUCAGGUACCAGUGUAGAAAUGGUUUUUAUCCUGCAACCCGGGGAAAUAUAGCAAAAUGCACAAGUACUGGCUGGAUACCUGCUCCAAGAUGUACCAUGAAACCUUGUGAUUAUCCAGACAUUAAACAUGGAAGUCUAUAUUAUGAGAGUAUGCGUAGACCAUACUUUCCAGUAGCUGUAGGAACAUCUUACUCCUAUUACUGUGAUGACCAUUUUGAGACUUCGUCAGGAAGUUACUGGGAUUACAUUCAUUGCACACAAGAUGGAUGGUCGCCAGCAGUACCAUGUCUCAGAAAAUGUUAUUUUCCUUAUUUGGAAAACGGCUAUAAUCAAAAUUAUGGAAGAAAAUUUGUGCAGGGUAACUCUAUAGAAGUUGCCUGCCAUUCUGGCUACGGUCUUCCAAAAGCACAGACCACAGUUACAUGUAUGGAGAAUGGCUGGUCUCCUACUCCCAGAUGCAUCCGUGUCAAAACGUGUUCCAAAUCAAGUAUAGAUAUUGAGAAUGGGUUUAUUUCUGAAUCUCAGUAUACAUAUGCCUUAAAUAAAAAAGCAAAAUAUCAAUGCAAACUAGGAUAUGUAACAGCAGAUGGUGAAACAUCAGGAUCAAUUACAUGUGGGAAAAAUGGAUGGUCACCUCAACCCACAUGCAUUAAAUCUUGUGAUAUGCCAGUAUUUAUGAAUGCCAGAGCUAAAAAUGACAUCACAUGGUUUAAGCUGGAUGACAUAUUGGACUAUGAAUGCCAUGAUGGUUAUGAAAGCAAUACUGGAAGCACUACUGGUUCCAUAGUGUGUGGUUACGAUGGUUGGUCUGAAUUACCCAUAUGUUAUGAAAGAGAAUGCAAACUUCCUAAAAUAGAUGUACAUUUAGUUCCUGAUCCAAAGAAAGACCAGUAUAAAGUUGGAGAGGUGUUGAAAUUCUCCUGCAAACCAGGAUUUACAAUAGUUGGACCUAAUUCCGUUCAGUGCUACCACUUUGGAUUGUCUCCUGACCUCCCAAUAUGUAAAGCUCAAGUACAAUCAUGUGGUCCACCUCCUGAACUCCUCAAUGGGGAUGUUAAGGAAAAAACGAAAGAAGAAUAUGGACACAGUGAAGUGGUGGAAUAUUAUUGCAAUCCUAGAUUUCUAAUGAAGGGACCAAAUAAAAUUCAAUGUGUUGAUGGAGAGUGGACAACUUUGCCAGUGUGUAUUGUGGAGGAGAGUACCUGUGGAGAUAUACCUGAACUUGAACAUGGCUGGGCCCACCUUUCUUCCCCUCCUUAUUACUAUGGAGAUUCAGUGGAGUUCAAUUGCUCAGAAUCAUUUACAAUGAUUGGGCACAGAUCAAUUAUGUGUAUUCAUGGAGUAUGGACCCAACUUCCUCAGUGUGUGGCAAUAGAUAAACUUAAGAAGUGCAAAUCACCAAAAUUAAUUACAAUUGAGGGAAAUUUAACAAACAAGAAGGAAUUCGAUCAUAAUUCUAACAUAAGGUACAGAUGUAGAGGAAAAGAAGAACAAAUACGCUCAGUCUGCAUAAAUGGAAUAUGGGAUCCGGAAGUGACCUGCUCAAUGGCACAAAUACAAUUAUGCCCACCUCCACCUCAGAUUCCCAAUUCUCACAAUAUGACAACCACAUUGAAUUAUCAGGAUGGAGAAAAAGUAUCUGUUCUUUGCCAAGAAAAUUAUCUAAUUCAGGAAGGAGAAGAAAUUACAUGCAAAGAUGGAAGAUGGCAGUCAAUACCACUCUGUGUUGAAAAAAUUCCAUGUUCACAACCACCUCAGAUAGAACAUGGAACCAUUAAUUCAUCCAGGUCUUCACAAGAAAGUUAUGCACAUGGGACUAAAUUGAGUUAUACUUGUGAAGGUGGUUUCAGGCUAUCUGAAGAAAAUGAAACAACAUGCUACAUGGGAAAAUGGAGUUCUCCACCUCAGUGUGAAGGCCUUCCAUGUAAAUCUCCACCUGAGAUUUCUCAUGGUGUUGUAGCUCACAUGUCAGACAGUUAUCAGUAUGGAGAAGAAGUUACGUACAAAUGUUUUGAUGGUUUUGGAAUUGAUGGGCCUGCAAUUGCAAAAUGCUUAGGAGAAAAAUGGUCUUACCCUCCAUUGUGCAUAAAAACAGAUUGUCUCAGUUUACCUAGCUUUGAAAAUGCCAUACCCAUGGGAGAGAAGAAGGAGUUGUAUAAGUCGGGUGAGCAAGUGACUUACACUUGUGCAACAUAUUACAAAAUGGAUGGACCCAGUAAUGUAACAUGCAUUAAUAGCAGAUGGACAGGAAGGCCAACAUGCAGAGACACUUCCUGUGUGAAUCCGCCUACAGUACAAAAUGCUCAUAGAGUGUCGAGACAGAUGAGUAAAUAUCCAUCUGGUGAGAGAGUACGUUACGAAUGUAGGAGCCCUUAUGAAAUGUUUGGGGAUGAAGAAGUGAUGUGUUUAAAUGGAAACUGGACAGAACCACCUCAAUGCAAAGAUUCUACAGGAAAAUGUGGGCCCCCUCCACCUAUUGACAAUGGGGACAUUACUUCAUUCCCGUUGUCAGUAUAUGCUCCAGCUUCAUCAGUUGAGUACCAAUGCCAGAACUUGUAUCAACUUGAGGGUAACAAGCGAAUAACAUGUAGAAAUGGACAAUGGUCAGAACCACCAAAAUGCUUACAUGCAUGUGUAAUAUCCCGAGAAAUUAUGGAAAAGUAUAACAUAACAUUAAGGUGGACAGCCAAACAGAAACUUUAUUCGAGAACAGGUGAAUCAGUUGAAUUUGUGUGUAAAUACGGACAUCGUCUUUCACCAAGUUCUCACCCACUGCGAACAACAUGUUGGGAUGGGAAACUGGAGUAUCCAACUUGUGUAAAAAGAUAGAAUCAGUCAUAAAAUGCACACCUUUAUUCAGAACUUUAGUAUUAAAUCAGUUCUCAAUUUCAUUUUUUAAGUAUUGUUUUACUCCUUUUUAUUCAUAGGUAAAAUUUUGGAUUAAUUUGUGAAAAUGUAAUUAUAAUCUGAGACUGGUGGCUCUCUUCUUAAAAGCACCAUAUUAAAACUUGGAAAACUAA